Culex pipiens pallens (northern house mosquito) is the source of this 2607-nucleotide messenger RNA. RefSeq lists its product as uncharacterized. NCBI's taxonomy places the organism in Eukaryota, Metazoa, Arthropoda, Insecta, Diptera, Culicidae. The coding region runs from base 2144 to 2470 and encodes 108 amino acids. The record is from RefSeq and is a predicted model, not a curated record. The transcript has 2 exons.
AUUGAAACAACCAUAAAUUCAGUAGACGAGGAUCGGAAAAUGUACUUACAAGCAACAAUUGUACGCAUAAUGAAAUCUCGAAAAGUUCUUAAACACAACGCUUUAAUACAGGAGGGCCGGAUCAAGAACAGUAGGGGCUCAGCUCUAAAACAGAAAUAUAAAGUCCAAACUCAGCUGUAAAUCUGCUGUAAAAGCGCUUUUCCAGCAAUUUCCAAAACAUUUCAGCUAUUAUUCACUGCAUGAAAAGCGCUGUUAGUGCUGAACAAUUACUACUUUUAGUGCUGAUUGGUUACUUGGGUGAGCAUCUGAAACAAAUUUGACAUCUAUCGGCAAUCCCGAUCGAUUUUUAGAUCGAUUUACUUUUUUGCCUUUCUUACUAAAGAAAGGUAUAGGUAUUACUUUAUGGCUGGACGUCAUUUUCAUCUUCGUAAAUAUUACGAUUCAGCAUGAAUUUUCAUCGGAAAAAAUCACACUGCAUCGAUUUUUGACGCUUCGUCGCCAAGGCGAAAAGUUGUCAAGUUGAGCUUCGAAUACUGGCGCGAGAAUGCUGGUAAGUUGGUCGUAAGUUUUUUUUUAAGAUGGCGUUCGAAUGGUUAACGUCCGAAAUGUCAAAAUCAAGCAGUGGUACCAAUAUUCCGAAAAAAGUGUGCCAUGACAUGACAGCCACAUUUGUUUUCUAAUGUUGGUGCUACUGCGCGAUUUUGACAUUUCGGAUGUUCACCAUUCGAACGCCAUCUUCGUUUAAAAACCUGGAUGGGAGCUUUCUAUGCUUUUCAUCGUUUAUAUCGUUUUCAAAGUUUUCAAUGCUGGCGACGCCAAUGGCUUUCUACCAGGGCCCUGGAGAUGGCUGGAUAUGAGCUAACGAACAACAUUGGCAAUAUGGUGUCGUUUGUUUACAAACAUGAGAUUGUUUGUGGACGAACCGUAAAAUUUACUUUUUUUGUAAAAAAAACCUCUAACCAUUGUGCAAUGACAUUAAGUCUUACAAAACAGACAAAGUUUCGUUAAAUUUGUUUUAUUAUUAUUUUUCAAUUUAACGGUGCACAUCAACCAGAGUUUUUGUACCAAGAUUUUUGUCACAGAUAUUUGGGAGCGGCCGUGGCUGACUGGUUACGGUGUUCGCUUAGUAAGCGAAUGGUUCUGGGUUCGAUUCCCAUCUGCUCCCAACGAGAAAGUUUAGAACACAUAAAUUUGAAAUGAUGAAUAUGAACGAAAAAUCAAAGUCGCUCGAGGCGGGGUUCAAUUCUCCGUCCUUUGAAUUGGUAAGCAAAAAUGCUAGCCACUAGGCCAUGUCGACUUGGUGAGCUUGAACUGGAAUUAGGAAUACUGUUACAGAGAGCGAGUUGUGGCGCUAUAACCACGGCAAUAGUGUCCAGUACAACCAAAAUCUCGGAGCGUAUGGUGGUGUGUCCCCACGCUUCUUCCUCCCCUGUCGAUUCAGAAUUGUGUUGUUGUUCGAACACUCAGUGCUCAAACUCAACCCAAUUACGAAUCAUCUCUGCGAUACGGCUUUACGCAGUUGGCCUGGCCGCUUUAACGCUUGUAAUGUUUCAAUGCAUUCUAAUGCAAUGGCGCACUACAAACGUUAAUAAAUGACAAGAAGAGUGCUAGGCGUCAUCUAACCUAAGGCACUCUCCAGGAUCCCUUCGAAAGAUUGGCUGCGCUAGGGUCUGAUAAGAUUAGAUUAGAUUAGAAGAUUUUUGUCACAGAUAUUUUAGUAUUUUCUAAACUAUCGAUAUAAUUUUUAAUUCAUCCCCUCCUAAAGUACUGUCUACUAAUCGAUUUACAACAAAAUUUGCCUAUUUUACAAUCAGAUUUUUGCAGGAUUGGGUUCGUAAGUUUGCAAAUUUUGAAAUAAGAAGACAACUGUUGAGAUGAACAACCCUGUAGUCGUCAUCGAGUCGACCUAGUCGGCCGAACCCCCUGUCGACCUCACGCGCAGCUGUUUGAGCUGCAAAACAACAACAGCAAAUGUGUUGCGUCAUCCGUUACAAAAGCACGCGGUUCAAUAAAGUCUCCAACAAAUCCGACCAACCUGCCACUCUGCUCAUCAGGUUAUGAGCCCAGGUUGCGCGAGUACCGAAAAGUUGUUUUCGCGGCGUUUUAGUGAGUGAAGUUCGGAAGUUGGUGGAACGGAUUGAGGAUGAAGACCAACGGCGUUGUUGCGGGGGUGCCACUCUUCGUUGGCUCGAACUACCGGUCGUGGAAGUGCCGGAUGCUGGCCGUGCUGGACGAGCACGAGCUGGAAGAAUGCAUCCAGCAGGAGGCGGCGGAAGUGGAGGAGCUGAAGGUGAAGGAGGAGGACACGGCGGCGCAGAAGGAGGUAAAGUUGAAGGCGGCGGAGAAGAGGAAGAAGAAGGAGAAACGGUGCCGGUCGUUUCUGCUUUCGCGGCUGGAUGACGACCACGUCGAGCAGGUCCAGGACAAGUCGACGCCGAGGGAGAUUUGGCUGGCCCUGGCUGCGAUGUAAGAGCGGCAAAGUUUGGCGAAACGUUUGCACCUGAAGCAGGAGCUGAUUCUGCUGCUCCAGGGGGGGCGACACUCUACGGGAGCACUUCAUGAAGUUUGACCGGAUCAUUCGUGAGUUGAAGUCUACUGGAGCGACCA